AUGUCUCUGCGAUCCGGGUUGCUCUCCCUAUUCGGCCUCGUCGCCAAUGUCCUCGCGGCAGAUCUCGAUGACUUUGUCACUCGUCAAAGAGAUAUUGCUCUCAUAAGCGCCCUGAACAACAUCGGACCCCAUGGUUCAAUGAUUCAAGGGGCUGGUGCCGGCAUUGUCGUCGCCAGCCCGUCCAAGUCGGACCCUGAUUACUUUUAUACCUGGACCCGAGAUGCUGCGUUGACCAUGAAGAUGGUCGUCGACGAAUUCAUUUUUGGCAACAAGGAUCUCCAAGUCUACAUCGAGGACUACUACCACUCUCAGGCUAUCCUGCAAACCGUCACAAAUCCGUCGGGGUCUCUGCUGGCCUCUGGCCGCGGCUUAGGCGAGGCCAAGUACUUGGUCGACGGCUCACGCUUCAACGGUGCCUGGGGUCGCCCUCAAAGAGACGGGCCGGCGUUGCGAGCUAUCACACUCAUUACCUAUUCGCAUUGGCUUAUUCAGAAUGGCCAGGAAUCCAAGGUCAAAGACGUCAUCUGGCCCAUUAUCGCCAACGAUUUGUCCUAUGUUGGCCAAUACUGGAAUUCUACCGGAUUCGACCUCUGGGAAGAAGUCUCCGGCUCUAGCUUUUUCACCACUCAGAGCCAGUAUCGGUCCCUCGUGGAAGGCAACACGCUGGCACAAUCUCUUGGCGUCAAGUGCGCAGGCUGUGAGCUGGCACCCGACGUCUUGUGUUUCCUCCAAACUUUCUGGAACGGGGAAUACUUCACGGCCAACAUCAACACCCAAACACAACGGUCCGGCAAGGAUGCCAACGUCAUGCUCGGGUCCAUCGCUGUGUUUGAUAUCGCAGCUAGCUGCGACGAUCCUUCCAUUCAACCCUGCCACAGCAAAUCUCUGGCCAACUUCAAGGUCUUGAUCGACGCUUUCCGCAACGCCACGCUCUACCCCAUCAACGAGGGAAUCGCCAAGAACAAGGGUGUAGCUCUGGGCCGCUACACCGAGGAUGUGUAUUUUGACGGCAAUCCUUGGUAUCUCAUCACCAUCGGAGCAGCCGAGUUCCUGUACGACGCAGUGGCUCAAUGGAAGUCGCAGGGUCAAAUCAAGGUGGACUCGACGUCGCAACCUUUCUUCGCCGACUUGUACCCCAAAGUCAAGGAGGGCACUUACCAGAAGGCCGCCAACCUAUCCGAUGACUACAGCAGCAUUCUCAGCGCCGUCACCGCCUACGCGGAUUCCUUCGUUGCCGUAGCCCAACAGUAUAUCCCCAAGAACGGCUCAAUGUCUGAGCAGUUCAACAAAGCCCCGCCAGGCAACCCUAUCUCUGCGGCUGACCUCACAUGGUCGUACGCGGCCUUCGUCACGAUGAGUGAGCGCCGCGCCGGCUCGUACCCGCCUAGCUGGACUGCCUCCACGGAGCUACCGGCUACAUGCACCGCAUCCUCGACGACCGGCAUUUACGCCCCGGCAAUCGCUGCCGGAGCCCCUAACGUGACGGGCUCCUGCCCUGUAUCCGUCAGUUUCUUGGUCAAUGCGACGACGUACUACGGCGAAAAUGUCUACCUUGUCGGCAAUGUUGCCGAACUUGGUUCCUGGAACGUUGGAAAUGGCCAGCAAAUGAGCGCAUCAAAUUACAGCUCUGAACGUCCGCUUUGGACCGUCGACGUAGAAAUUCUCGGGGGCCAGAAUGUGAGCUAUGUCUACGCGAGGAAGCAAAACUGCGACCAAGGCUACAUUUACGAGACAACAAACCGUACACUGGCUGUACCUGCCUGUGGCUCGACGAAAAGCCUGGCGGUAAAUGAUGCUUGGGAAGGGCCUACUGGAUCAAGUGGCACCUGCUAA
Messenger RNA from Colletotrichum siamense, 1833 nucleotides. RefSeq names its product Glucoamylase P (gene GAMP). Gene Ontology annotation, molecular function: starch binding; glucan 1,4-alpha-glucosidase activity. The coding region runs from base 1 to 1833 and encodes 610 amino acids. Gene Ontology annotation, cellular component: fungal-type vacuole. Gene Ontology annotation, biological process: polysaccharide catabolic process. Lineage: Eukaryota; Fungi; Ascomycota; Sordariomycetes; Glomerellales; Glomerellaceae. The record is from RefSeq and is a predicted model, not a curated record. The transcript is spliced from 4 exons.